CACUACUUAUGUGUUGACUUGCCUCCUCAUGAACACUCACAGAUGGCUCUCAGAUUACUCAGAAUCUAUGUUUUUGAUGUCCUUGCCAGUAGUAGGCUAAGUGUCGUUAUUACAUGUAAAACUAGACCAAACAGUUUAAGAUGUAUUGUUGGGGGGAAGUUAAACUUCAAGAAUUUAAUAUUCUUAACAAGAAGGAUAAGUGCUGUCAUACAUCCGAUGCGGUACAGAUGGUUGUCCCCGUAGCAGCAAUCAGCGACCUCUCUAUCGGAGAACGAGUGACCGCGAUCCUGAGGGAAAAUGGAAGUGCAUCAGUGGCAGUGAGAUUAAACAGUCAAAAGGGAGCAACGUGGAAAAAAAUCAGUCUAACAACGAAUGGCAAGAUUGUAGCAGUUUGUGUUGGAGCAACACAUGUUGCAUUGCUUACUGAAGAGGGCACACUGCUUCAUUGGAAUUCCUCCGAUGUAUCCAGCCUCCCAAAGUGUCUGGCAAACCUUCAAACCAGAAAAAUUGUACAGAUUGCUUGUGGGGACCAUCACUCAGUAGCUCUUACCAAAGACGGGCAGUUAUUCACGUGGGGCCAGAACUCCAACGGUCAGCUGGGUCUGGGGAAGGGGGAGUCCGGCACCCUGUCCCCCCAACCCCUCAAGUCUCUGGUGGGGAUCCCCCUGUCUCAGAUCAGUGCUGGAGGAGACCACAGCUUUGCCCUGUCCCUCUCAGGGGCCGUGUUUGGCUGGGGCAAAAACGGCGCUGGCCAGCUGGGCCUUGGAGAUGAUUCAGACAGAUUCAGUCCUGCCCCUGUAGUCUCCCUUAAUCAGAAGAAGACCAUUUUCAUUUCUUGUGGAGCAGAACAUACUGCUGUGUUAACCAAGGAUGGUUUAGUGUUUACAUGUGGAUCAGGACGCUAUGGCCAGCUGGGGCACAACUCUCUCCGAGAUGAACUACGACCACGACUGGUGGCUGAAUUCUGGGGGUCAAAGGUGUCUCAGAUAGCCUGUGGGAGAUAUCACACAUUGGCAUUUGUUGAGCCCCAAGGCAUAAUUUAUGCAUUUGGAUGUGGAGAGCAAGGACAGCUUGGGAGUGGCCAGACGAACAAUCAGGCUGUUCCUCUACCUGUUGAUCUACCACAAGAGCAAAACAAUGACAACACCAUGAAGAGAAUUUUUGCAGGGGCUAACCAGUCGUUUGCUGUUAGUAGGCCUGGAGAGAAUUGGGUUGCCGGUCAUCCUAAUUUUGAUCCAAUGAAGAAGGCAUGGGAGUUAGAUUUAGAGAUAGCAGACAGAUGGAUCUCUAGCAACCCAAAACAUUGGACAAAGACAAAGAGGAACAUCACAAAGAUUUUCUCAUCUGUCUCAUGUAUCAAUGGGAGUUUUCUUGAAAAAAGCUCUGACAAACAUUACUCGACUUCAGAACAUCAGUGCGGUUUGGAUUUGUCCAUGACUCGCCAGUUUUUUGAGAAGCUGUCACAGAAAGAGAAGGUUCUGAAAGAGGUUGAGAGGGUGGUGCAGCGGCAUCUGCUCCCCUCCCUGAGCCACUGCCCUGCUGGAGUGGAGGCCCUCAGGGUUUACCUCAUCCUGCCUGAGCUGCUGAGGGUGCUGCUCAAACAGCAGCUGGGGACAGACCUCGCUGUCUCAUUGGCUGAGGCCAUUCUCAGGCUGCAUCCUGAUUUGUUGAAGGUUCUUGAGAGCUACUGGUCCAGAAUUGGGUAUUCUUUCUUCAGAACUGUGGUCAAGAACUUCCACUCUGUAUCCAUAAAGUUCUUUGAGCGGAUCAGAGAUGAGAAGAGAGACUACUCACAGCCAUUGAAGAAAACUGUGGAGUUGCUACAGAAGCUUUAUGAAGUUAACAGCCAAAGACACAGUGGACUGAGUGACAGUCAUUUUCAUGUGACGGAGAUUAACGACUUCUUCACAUUUGUAAGUAUUAUUAAUAGCCCCCCACACAGUAGUCAGCAUACAAGCUGUGUAUCACAAGGGUUUUACAAUGUGUUUUUUUACGGCUGGGAACCUGCAGAGCUCAGGCAAUUUAUAAACCUUUACAUGAAAAUAGUCAUGUCUGUAACAACAUUCCCUUGCAUCUUUGACAUGGAUGCAAAGAAGGAUGUGUUUAUGGUGGACAUCAGAAUCAGAUGUUCUUCUAUCAUGCUGCAGACAAAUGGCAACGCGCUGCAUGUAAGGAGACAGACUUUACUGAAGGACGCAUUUGAGUAUCUGCGAAGGAACAUCCAUGACUUUAGCAGGCCAUUGAAGGUGAUAUUCAUGGAAGAAAACGGCAUUGAUGAUGGUGGUGUAUCCCAGGAAUUCUUUAGCCUCUUCGGUGAAGCUCUGAUCUCAGAGGAUUCCAAGCUGCUAGAGAUCUUUGAGGAAUCUGAACUUGUGUGGUUCAUGUCAGAUGAAUGCAAAGCUGUUGACGUUUACAGGGAUAUAGGCACCAUCUUCGGAAUGGCAUUUUACAAUCACCGUCUAGUGAACAUUCCCUUUCCUUCAGCGCUGUUCAAAAAGCUUCUGGGGGAGAAGCCAACACUAAGAGACUUGGAGGAACUGUCACCAUGUCAGGCCAGGUCUUUAGAAGCAUUACUGGAUUAUGAGAAUGAAAUCCUAGAACAGUUGGAGCAAGAUUUCACUGUGAAAGGACAUGAUCUCAUUCCAAACGGGGGAGAGGUUUUAGUGACCAAAGGCAACAGGCAACGAUUUGUUGAUCUGUACGUGGACUUUGUGUUUAACAAAUCCGUGGCACGACAGUUUGAGGCCUUUGCAGAAGGGUUUGUUCGAGCAUGCCCUGCCCAGACAUGGAAGAUGUUCUAUCCUGAUGAGUUAAGGAUACUCAGCUUAGGAGAGGCAGAGUAUGAGUGGGAGGAUCUCAGGAAGAUUGCUGAGUACGAGGGAUGUGAGAGUGCAGAUUUGUUGAUUCAGAAUUUCUGGAGAGUUCUGUUUGAGCUGUCGAAAGAGGACAAGUUGAAAUUUUUGACCUUCAUCUACGGAACAAACCGGCUUCCUAUUGGAGGGCUGGCCAAGCGCCACCUGAUAAUUGUGAAGGUGAACAUGGACAGCGCUGACGAAUACUUCCCCAGGGCCAACACCUGUUAUGGCACUUUACAGCUUCCCAAUUACAGUAGCAUUGACAUAUUACGCGACAAGCUUACUCAUGCUAUUAACUACUGUGAUGUGUUUGGAAUUGCUUAGCUCUAAAAGUUCCUGUCUGUUAGUUAUGCACAGUUUUACUGUUUUAGACUGAUAGCUAAAUUAUUUUAAAUGUCAACGCCAAGCAUUUGUAAAUACUGAUUAAAUAAAUUUGUGUAGGCUAAGAGUUGGCCUGUUGUUUGGUAUCCUUCAAAGUCUACGUGUAAGUCUAAAUUGUAGGCUGGUCAGAAACAACAUGAAUUAAAUGAUCUAACUUUAGUUUAAUCCACAUAGCGAUAAAGCAUUUUGACAUUGAAUGUUCUAAAAACAUAUGUACUCCUACCACAUCACCCUAUUGCACCAUUGUUGUUUUAGUGUGGUAUAUCAAACUGCACAAAUUUCGCAAUUGUUCAGAGAGAUAUCUCAUCGUAAAACAAAAACCAUAGCCUACCUCCUUUCUAACGGCACUUAUGUCACUGCACAAUGAAGUAAAAAAAUAAAUAAUAAAUAGAACAACUUUGAGAAGGCUUGAUCUAUCCAUACUUCAGCAAUUUGCGGUAAUUACAAUAUUUGCGAGACGUGCAACUCACAUCUCCAUGUAGUUAUCCAAGUUGUGAUAUGAACAAAAACAAAGAAAUAAACAUAUAAACAUUU
This is a messenger RNA of Clupea harengus (Atlantic herring), 3770 nucleotides long. Its product is annotated as probable E3 ubiquitin-protein ligase HERC3. Lineage: Eukaryota; Metazoa; Chordata; Actinopteri; Clupeiformes; Clupeidae. Bases 141 to 3179 code for a protein of 1012 amino acids. Gene Ontology annotation, cellular component: cytoplasm. The record is from RefSeq and is a predicted model, not a curated record. Gene Ontology annotation, biological process: ubiquitin-dependent protein catabolic process; protein ubiquitination. Gene Ontology annotation, molecular function: ubiquitin protein ligase activity. The transcript is spliced from 24 exons.